Molecule: messenger RNA, 2064 nt
Organism: Tarenaya hassleriana
Lineage: Eukaryota; Viridiplantae; Streptophyta; Magnoliopsida; Brassicales; Cleomaceae
Product: L-ascorbate oxidase homolog
Exons: 8
Coding region: 172-1794 (540 amino acids)
Molecular function (GO): oxidoreductase activity; copper ion binding
Source: RefSeq, a predicted model, not a curated record
GAUCUCUCUCUCUCUCUCUCUCUCGCUCCGCAGUGAAUCAAACACACACACCAACGCACUUAAAUUCACGAACCCCUUUGUCACGCAUCAUUCACUCUUUCUCCAUCUCUCUCUCUCUCUCUCUCUCUCAGUCGAAACACCGUCGUUUUAGCUUCCCUCCGGACGCCGGAGAUGGCGGUGAGCCCACGCGCCGCCGUAAUUUUAUGUCUCUCCAUCUUCGUCGCCGCAGUCACCGGCGAGAGUCCGUACAGAUUCUUCGAAUGGAACGUCACUUACGGCGACAUCUAUCCCCUCGGCGUUCGCCAACAGGGCAUAUUGAUAAAUGGACAAUUUCCGGGACCGGACAUUCAUUCCGUGACAAAUGAUAAUCUCAUAAUUAACGUAUUCAACAGCUUGGACGAGCCUUUCCUAAUCUCAUGGAACGGAGUACAGAACAGGAGGAACUCGUACGUGGACGGAGUGUACGGAACAACAUGUCCGAUCCCACCGGGAAGGAACUACACUUACAUUUUGCAAGUGAAGGACCAAAUCGGAAGCUUCUACUACUUCCCUUCUCUGGCCUUCCACAAAGCCGCCGGAGGAUUCGGAGGCAUCCGGAUCCUCAGCCGCCCUCUCAUCCCGGUCCCCUUCGACCAGCCUGCCGGCGAUUACACCGUCCUCAUCGGCGAUUGGUACAAGUCUAAUCACACGGAUUUGAAGGCUCGCCUUGACAGGGGGAAGAAGCUGCCUAACCCAGACGGUAUCCUCAUCAAUGGCCGCAGCAGUGGCGCCACUUUCAACGUUGAACAAGGAAAAACAUACAGAUUGAGGAUAUCAAACGUGGGAUUGCAGAACUCUCUCAACUUCAGGAUCCAAAACCACAAGAUGAAGCUCGUGGAAGUGGAAGGAACUCAUACUCUUCAGACGACAUUCUCGUCGCUUGACGUUCAUGUCGGCCAGUCUUACUCUGUCCUCGUGACGGCUGAUCAGCCCGCGCGUGACUACUACGUCGUCGUCUCGUCUCGGUUCACCGAUAAAAUCAACACCACGACCGGUAUUCUCCGGUACAGUGGCUCCUCUACCCCUGCUUCUGGCCCCAUUCCCGGUGGUCCCACGAUUCAGGUCGACUGGUCCUUGAAUCAGGCACGCGCCAUAAGGACAAACUUGACGGCUAGUGGACCGAGACCGAACCCACAAGGUUCUUACCAUUACGGUCUGGUGAGCUUAGCCCGAACGAUCAGAUUCGGCAGCUCUGCCGGGCAAAUCAACGGCAAGCAGAGGUACGCGUUGAACAGCGUCUCUUUCGUCCCAGCCGAUACGCCUCUGAAGCUCGCCGAUUUCUUCCAGAUCAGCGGUGUGUACAAAGUGAACAGCAUAUCCGACAGACCUACAGGAGGAGGCAUGUAUCUAGACACCUCGGUUCUGCAGGCCGAUUACAGAACAUUCGUGGAGAUCGUGUUUGAGAACAACGAAGAUAUUGUCCAGAGCUAUCAUCUCGAUGGUUACGCCUUCUGGGUCGUCGGAAUGGACGGUGGGCAAUGGACCGUCGCGAGCAGAAACGGGUACAAUCUACGGGACGCUAUUUCUCGUUCUACUGUUCAGGUGUAUCCGAAAUCAUGGACAGCAAUCUACAUCGCGCUAGACAACGUGGGAAUGUGGAACCUGAGGUCGGAGUUUUGGGCAAGACAGUACCUCGGACAACAGCUUUAUUUGCGCGUAUUCACGACAUCGACCUCUCUAAGAGACGAAUUCCCGAUUCCGAAGAAUGCCCUUCUCUGCGGACGGGCCAAGGGACGACACACUCGGCCUCUUUGAGACGUAUGUGCAUGGGAGAUUUGUUAAGCGUUUUCGCAUCUUGCGAGAACGAGUCCGGUAAUUUUAUAUAUUUCUAUUACAGUUUGGUGAUGAAUGUUAGUAAUAAUAGGCUCAGAUGAUCUCAGCUCGAGGUCUCAAUUCUUUUUUUGUUGUAAGGGAAGAUUGAUGGUUGAUCUCGAAAGUCCAAGGAGUUUCUUUGUUUUGUCUGAAUUUAAGAAGUUCAUUGUUUUGCUCUUCCUUCGUUCUUGGAACUUCUUUAUUAAUUUCAGA